This is a messenger RNA of Ziziphus jujuba (common jujube), 2412 nucleotides long. Its product is annotated as protein CYPRO4. The record is from RefSeq and is a predicted model, not a curated record. Gene Ontology annotation, cellular component: cytoplasm; nucleus. Gene Ontology annotation, molecular function: protein binding. Bases 138 to 2108 code for a protein of 656 amino acids. The transcript is spliced from 2 exons. Lineage: Eukaryota; Viridiplantae; Streptophyta; Magnoliopsida; Rosales; Rhamnaceae.
CUGUACCUCUCACAUCGGAUCAACCUCCAAAGCAAAAUAUUCAAAAACAUUUUGGCACUCUUCUCUCAGAAAUCGUUGACACAAUCUUUUUGUCUAUCACUGUCUUUUUAGCUCUGAAAAUUCAAAAUCCACAAGCAAUGGGGACCUCUCAGAGCCGCGAGGACUAUAUCUCAGACUCCGAUGACUACAAAGAAGAAGAAGAAGACGAAGAAGAAGAAGAAGAGGAGGAGGACCAAUACGCUGACGCUGAGGCUCACCAAGUAACUCCUCAUUUUGCUUCGGCAUCCAAAUCCAAAUCCAAAACCCUAACCUCCCUCGACGAUGUCGAUGCCAAGCUCAAAGCCCUCAAGCUUAAGUACGGUUCUCCCUGUCCUUCUCCGUCUCCUUCUUCUUCUUCGAACCCUAAUUCGAAGAACGCCGUGAAGCUCUACCUUCACAUCGGCGGCAACACUCCCAAGGCUAAGUGGAUCGUCUCCGAGAAGCUUACCUACUACGCUUUCAUCAAGACCUCCAAUUUUGACGCUGAAAAUGACGAGGAUGAUGAUGAUGAUGAAUCGGACGGUAAGGGACAGUCCUCGUGGGUUUUGAAGGUCGGUUCCAAGGUUCGAGCUAGGGUUUCGACCGAGAUGCAAUUGAAAAUGUUCGGCGAUCAGCGGCGCAUCGAUUUCGUGUGCAAAGGUGUUUGGGCUCUGAAAUUCUUGACCGACGAGCAGUACCGGAGAUUCGUGACCGAAUUUCAGGACUGCUUGUUUGAGAAUGUGUACGGAAUUAAAGCGACGGAGGAAAAUAAGGUCAAAAUUUAUGGGAAGGAGUUUCUAGGGUGGGUUAAGCCGGAAGCUGCGGACGACUCUAUGUGGGAAGAUGCAGAGGAUGAGCUUGGAAAGAGUCCCGGGCCGGCGACGCCUCUGCGGUCCAACCAGGACUUGUUGGAGGAGUUCGAGGAGGCUGCGAAUGGUGGGGUACAGAGCUUGACUCUUGGUGCUUUGGAUAAUAGCUUCUUGGUGAACGAUAGUGGCGUUCAGGUUUAUAGGAAUUUGAGACAUGGGAUUCAUGGGAAAGGUGUUUGUGUGAAAUUCGAUGGUGGGAAUUCUAGGGGAAGUUCAAGUUUAAGCGAAUCGACCCCCAAAAAGGCACUCCUUAUGAGGGCCGAGACUAAUAUGCUCCUAAUGAGUCCAUUGAAGGAUGGGAAACCACACGGCAGAGGGCUUCAGCAGCUUGAUAUCGAAACGGGGAAGAUUGUGACGGAGUGGAAGUUUGAGAAGGAUGGCACGGAUAUUACGAUGAGAGAUGUCACGAAUGAUACGAAAGGGUCACAAUUGGAUCCCUCAGAGUCGACGUUUUUGGGGUUGGAUGAUAAUAGGCUCUGUCAGUGGGAUAUGCGUGAUAGGAGUGGAAUGGUUCAGAAUAUUGCUGCUGCGAGUUCGCCAGUCUUGCAUUGGAACCAGGGUCAUCAGUUUUCGCGAGGGACAAAUUUUCAGUGCUUUGCAACGACCGGAGAUGGUUCUAUAGUUGUUGGGUCUCUUGACGGGAAGAUAAGGUUGUAUUCGAAGACGUCAAUGAGACAGGCAAAGACUGCUUUUCCAGGUCUUGGAUCGCCCAUUACACAUGUUGAUGUUACUUUUGAUGGGAAAUGGAUAUUAGGCACUACGGAUACGUAUUUGAUCCUCAUCUGCACCCUGUUCACUGACAAGGAUGGAAAGACGAAAACUGGAUUUAGUGGUCGAAUGGGUAAUAGGAUACCAGCUCCAAGAUUGUUGAAACUGACUCCUUUAGAUUCACAUUUGGCGGGUACAGACAAUAAAUUCCAUGGUGGCCAUUUUUCAUGGGUAACUGAGAAUGGUAAACAAGAGCGCCACUUAGUUGCAACAGUGGGUAAAUUCAGUGUGAUAUGGGAUUUCCAGCGGGUGAAGAAUAGUGGACAUGCAUGUUAUCACAAUCAGCAAGGCCUCAAGAGCUGUUACUGCUAUAAGAUUGUGUUGAAGGAUGAGUCUAUCGUAGAGAGUCGAUUCAUGAAUGACAAGUUUGCUUUCAGUGACUCCCCAGAAGCUCCACUUGUGGUGGCAACGCCCUUGAAAGUCAGCUCGAUCAGCCUUGCUGGCAAAAAAUGAUAUUUGCUUUACCCUGUGUGUAUGCGUUGUCAUACAUGCCGUGCAUUCAGGAUUGCUUGGACUUUUCCUCGUGUAAUUAGAUGUGUUUCCUCUCUGUUCCUUUGUUUUUUUUUUUUUUUUUUUUUUUUUUUUUUUUUUUUUGGGAUCAUAUCCAUUUUUUAGUUUAGUUUGGCUUCUGCUUGUAUUUACGUGAGUUGUUUGCUUAUUUUCACACCUGUAAAUCGGGAUAGGGUACAUUUUAGUCGUGCAUUGGCAAUGUUAAAUUCUCUUUUUAAUACAAAUUACAAUCGCCCAUUGAUCUUGA